GUCUUCUGGGGAGCCCUGUGGGCAGGGUGAAAAGGACUGAGAGAAAGAAGAAAACAUAGAGUGAUAUGACAGGGAGACAGGCACUACAGGUCUUUUCGCCACUCCUCCAGGACUUCCACUGUAAGGAAAGGAGCCCCUGGACGAACAUCCUCUAAGAUGUUUAUAUGGACCAGUGGCCGGACUUCUUCAUCUUACAGACAUGAUGAGAAAAGAAAUAUUUACCAAAAAAUCAGGGACCACGACCUCCUGGACAAAAGGAAAACUGUCACAGCACUGAAAGCAGGAGAGGACCGGGCCAUUCUCCUGGGACUGGCCAUGAUGGUGUGCUCCAUCAUGAUGUACUUUCUGCUGGGAAUCACACUCCUGCGCUCAUACAUGCAGAGUGUAUGGACCGAGGAGGCUCAGUGCACCUUGCUGAAUGCGUCCAUCACAGAAACAUUUAACUGCUCCUUCAGCUGUGGUCCGGACUGCUGGAAACUCUCUCAGUACCCCUGCCUACAGGUGUAUGUUAACCUGACUUCUUCCGGUGAAAAGCUCCUUCUCUACCACACAGAAGAGACAAUAAAAAUCAAUCAGAAGUGCUCCUAUAUACCUAAGUGUGGAAAAAAUUUUGAAGAAUCCAUGUCCCUGGUGAAUGUUGUCAUGGAAAACUUCAGGAAGUACCAACACUUCUCCUGCUACUCUGACCCGGAAGGAAACCAGAAGAGUGUCAUCCUAACCAAACUCUACAGUUCCAACGUGCUGUUCCAUUCGCUCUUUUGGCCAACGUGUAUGAUGGCUGGGGGCGUGGCAAUUGUUGCCAUGGUGAAACUCACACAGUAUCUUUCCCUGCUCUGUGAAAGGAUCCAACGGAUCAACAGAUAA
This is a messenger RNA of Dama dama (fallow deer), 864 nucleotides long. It is a transcript of the gene KCNMB2, whose product is annotated as potassium calcium-activated channel subfamily M regulatory beta subunit 2. The record is from RefSeq and is a predicted model, not a curated record. Gene Ontology annotation, cellular component: voltage-gated potassium channel complex; membrane. Gene Ontology annotation, molecular function: potassium channel regulator activity; calcium-activated potassium channel activity. Gene Ontology annotation, biological process: potassium ion transport; detection of calcium ion. Lineage: Eukaryota; Metazoa; Chordata; Mammalia; Artiodactyla; Cervidae. The transcript is spliced from 5 exons. The coding region runs from base 157 to 864 and encodes 235 amino acids.